AUGGCGACCUAUCUUGACGUCUACCGUCGUACGUAUUACGCCCGUUGUCCUGGGGCGGACGCAGUUACUGAGCCCUAUCGCAAUAAUCCGAUGAGGGAUAAAGGGCCGGUGUCCUGUCACGAUAAUCCGGUGAUCGGUUCCCCCCAUAGUUUUGAUGGAAACCUCGGUCGCGUUCCGGAGAUAGGUAGUCGCCCCGAGGUGGAGGAGAGGACGGACGGGCAGACACACUGGCCGGGCCAGGAAUGUCCUUAUCGACUGGGUCAGUCCAGAGAAAGCGGUGAUAUGGGUAUUUCCAGAGCAGAUGAUGUUAACAGUGAAGUAGGUAUUUCCAGAGCAGAUGAUCUUGAAAGUGCAGUAGGUAUUUCCAGAGCAGAUGAUGUUGAGAGUGAAAUUUGUUUGUUUUCUGCCCAUGUCUGUCAUGUUGAGAGUGAUACGUGUAUUUCCAGAGCAGAUGAUGUUGAGAGUGCAGUAGGCAUUUCCAGAGCAGAUGAUGUUGAGAGUGAAGUAGGUAUUUCCAGAGCAGAUGAUGUUGAGAGUGAUACGUGUAUUUCCGGAAAAGAUGAUGUUGAGAGUGCAGUAGGAAUUUCCAGAGCAGAUGAUGUUGAGAGGGAAGUAGGUUUUUCCAGAGCAGAUGAUGUUGAGAGUGAAGUAGGUAUUUCCAGAGCAGAUAAUGUUGAGAUUGAAGGAGGUAUUUCCAGAGCAGAUGAUGUUGAGAGUAAAGUAGGUAUUUCCAGAGCAGAAGAUGUUGAGAGUGAUAUGGGUAUUUCCAGAGCAGAUGAUGUUGAGAGUGAAGAAGGUAUUUCCAGAGCAGAUGAUGUUGAGAGUGAAAGCAGUGAUGUUGAGAGUGAAGUAGGUAUUUCCAGAGCAGAUGAUGUUGAGAGUGAAGUAGGUAUUUCCAAAGAAGAUGAUGUUGAGAGUGAAGUAGGUAUUUCCAGAGCAGAUGAUGUUGAGAGUGAAGGAGGUAUUUCCAGAGCAGAUGAUGUUGAGAGUGAAGUAGGUAUUACCAGAGCAGAAGAUGUUGAGAGUGAUAUGGGUAUUUCCAGAGCAGAUGAUGUUGAGAGUGAUAUGGGUAUUUCCAGAGCAGAUGAUGUUGAGAGUGAAUUCUGUCAGCCCGGCUUUGACGAAUUUGGUUGA
Molecule: messenger RNA, 1134 nt
Organism: Mizuhopecten yessoensis (Yesso scallop)
Lineage: Eukaryota; Metazoa; Mollusca; Bivalvia; Pectinida; Pectinidae
Exons: 5
Coding region: 1-1134 (377 amino acids)
Source: RefSeq, a predicted model, not a curated record